Messenger RNA from Puntigrus tetrazona (Sumatra barb), 5563 nucleotides. It is a transcript of the gene bcl11bb, whose product is annotated as BAF chromatin remodeling complex subunit BCL11B b. Gene Ontology annotation, cellular component: nucleus. The record is from RefSeq and is a predicted model, not a curated record. The transcript is spliced from 3 exons. Lineage: Eukaryota; Metazoa; Chordata; Actinopteri; Cypriniformes; Cyprinidae. The coding region runs from base 581 to 2947 and encodes 788 amino acids. Gene Ontology annotation, biological process: positive regulation of transcription by RNA polymerase II. Gene Ontology annotation, molecular function: RNA polymerase II cis-regulatory region sequence-specific DNA binding; DNA-binding transcription factor activity.
AAUCCCAUUCCAUUCUUCAGAGGCAACCCCACACACACACACACACACACACACACACACACACACACGCACACACACAGGCGCUGGGUCCUCCCUGAGAGCAGCGUGAACGCGAGACGUAAUUGCUCGGGUCCCGAUUGAUCUGGAGAGGAGGUGUUGUCUUCAGAGGUUGAGCCAUUCCGCGCUCUGAUGCCAAGCGCACAUGGAGGACAGUGCCAAAGACUUCUCUCACCUGGCGAGCACGCCGUCCGCGGAUCUUGGAUUUCCAUUAUAGCAGGACAGCGACCGCUUUUAGGGCUUUUUAAAGAAUUUUAAGACAAGUGUUUUGGAAUCGAGGCUGUCGCUGCUGCGGGGGUCGGAGCGGCGUUCGCGCGUCGCUAUCUCAGGUUAAGUGGCACUUAGUUGAUGCCACACGACAGCCGAACGCCGUUUAGUCUGUUCGCAGAGUACAAGUGUUAGUUCGUGCCGCGAUAACGACUAGAACUAGCGCGGUGGAACGGUACCGGGGCCGAGGAGGAAAGUUUCUGGAGCGCGCGCAUUAGUCCGAGCGUCCGUGAGAUGCUGCUGUAAAUGCGGGGCGAUGUCCCGACGGAAGCAAGGCAACCCACAGCAUCUGUCCCUCACACAGAGGGAGAACCUACCGACUGCAGCAGAUCAUGACCCGUCGGAGGGCUCCAUGGUCAGCCCUGUGGGCGGAGCCGGAGAGAGCGACCUGCUGACCUGCGGUCAAUGUCAAACCAACUUCCCCCUGGGAGAUAUUCUAGUGUUUAUCGAGCACAAAAGGAGACUGUGUCCCGGACCCGGCGCCUGUUUCGACAAACCGACGGACUGUGGCGGCUCCCCGGCCCCCAGACCCCCCCGGCCGGAAAUCUGCCGGAGGUCUGGACCGGUGGAGGUCGGGAUCCAGGUCACGCCCGCAGAGGAGGAGGAGAAACGACUGACGCCCGCCAGAGGAAUCUGCCCCAAGCAGGAGGGCGUCCCAACAGGAAAAGAUGAGCCCUCCAGUUACAUCUGCACCACUUGUAAGCAGCCCUUUACCAGUGCAUGGUUUUUGCUGCAGCAUGCACAGAACACCCACGGGAUACGCAUCUACCUGGACACCCACCCUACUAGCUGUUCGCUUACCCCUCGCAUGGCCCUUCCUCCACCACUGGGGGCUGACGCCUUGCCCCGUUCCCCUCUAGCCAGCUUUCUGGGUGAUGGUAGCAACCCUUUUCAGCUGCUGCGUAUGGGUGCCCCAUUGCUACGAGAUCCUCCGCCACCCGGAUACUUAGAAACCCGAUUGCCAUCUACCCCGCCCUUUGUAAGCCCUCCACCGCCCCGCCAUCCUCUGGAACGCCUUGGCCCUGAGGAGAUGGGUCUCCUGUCCCAGCAUCCAAGUGCUUUUGAGCGGGUCAUGCGGCUGACACCCAUGGGCAUUGAACCAUCCAUGGGCUUCUCUCAGCGUCUUCGUGAAUUGGCGGGCAACAACAACAAUGGCGGUCCCACUCCCCCUCUUUCACCCAACCGCGUGCCCCCCAUGCAUCGGCUUCUCAGCCCUACUCUGUUCCAGCCUGGCUCCAAACCCCUACCUUUUCUAACCACACCCCCACAGCCACCAUCAGUUCCAUCCAGAGGCAAUUGCUCACCACCGCUAAAUCAGGUGGGCAAAGCCAAGUCCUGUGAGUUCUGCGGCAAGACUUUCAAGUUCCAGAGCAACUUGAUCGUGCACAGACGUAGCCACACUGGCGAAAGACCCUAUAAGUGUCAUCUCUGCGACCAUGCAUGUUCACAGGCCAGCAAGCUAAAACGCCACAUGAAGACGCACAUGCACAAGUCAGGCUCCAUGGGGAGUUCACCUGAGCAGGGAGGGCAAGAUUCGGCUGGAGAGGGGCUUAAGAACAGUGAGGAAAAUGGCACGAGGGAAGGAUUGGAUAAUGAGGAGGAGGAAGAAGAAGAGGAGGAGGAAGAAGAAGAGGAGGAGGAAGAAGAAGAACAACAUCAAAAUGGAAGCAGGCCUGAAUCCAACCUGAGCAUGGACUCAGAGUUGAGCAGAAAUAGAGAGAAUGGCCCAAGACCCUCCCUAGAGGAGAAACGUCUGUCCACUGAAAGAGUGACAGAAAACCAAUACAACAACCUCGACAAUCACUUGAGACUGCCACCGGGCAGCAGGCCAUGCGAGGAGAUGGACACCGAUUCGGCAUCCAGAGAGGCUGACAGAGACAGGGGGCCAAUGGUGAAUGGCAGAGGCUGUGGCCCGGAGGAUCCCAUCUCAGCGUUGUUCCACCGGAAGCCAAUGCCUAUUUCCAGCUCCAGCCUCACUGGGUCUUCCGCCAAGAGGAUCAAGAUAGAGAAGGAUGCGGAGCUGCCACAGGUGCCCGUCAUAUCCCCUGAAAAUGUGUAUUCUCAGUUGCUUGCCGGUUAUGCUGCAUCCCGCCACUUCAUAAGGGAGCCCUUCCUGGGUUUUAACGACUCCAGGCAGUCACCUUUCGGCACUUCUUCCGAGCACUCUUCAUCGGAGACAGGCAGUCUGCGAUUCUCCACCCCUCCAGGGGAAAUUCUGGAAGGCGGUGGGAUGUCGGGGAGAAGUGGCAGUAGUACACCUCACCUUCAGCUGCGGGGUCCUGGGCCUGGGAGACCACCCAGCUCCAAGGAGAGUCGACGGAGUGACACCUGUGAGUACUGUGGCAAGGUGUUCAAGAACUGCAGUAAUCUGACCGUGCAUCGGCGCAGCCACACAGGUGAGAGGCCUUACAAGUGUGACCUGUGCAGCUACGCUUGUGCCCAGAGCAGCAAGCUUACCCGGCACAUGAAGACCCACGGGCAGUUUGGCAAAGAGGUGUAUCGCUGCGAUAUUUGCCACAUGCCCUUCAGCGUGUACAGCACCCUGGAAAAACACAUGAAGAAGUGGCAUGGAGAGCAUUUGCUGACCAAUGAGGUCAAACUUGAGCAGGCUGACAGAGCUUGAGAUCACUUACCAAUGCACUGCAUUUUGGGUUUUAGCUGGAUAGUCUUUUUCUUGACUAUAUAUAUAUUUUUUGGAGUGAUUUGAUUUUUUUUUUUUUUAGUGAAAACAAACUGCCACCUGAGAAACAAGAACACAGGGAAAUGUUAGUCUGCGGUUCUAAAACCCUUCUUGCAUAUCCCAGCAACUAACAGAGGAGUAGUCCAUUAGGAAUUCAUGGAGCCUUUCUACUGUGCAAUAAUUUCUGUAUUUAUUGGAUUAUUUGUAAUGAUACAUGGCAUGUGCAGGUACAUUAUCGAUGGGUUUCUGCAUUCAGUUCCUGAAAUUAUAUUUCUACACCCCAUCUUAUGAUAUGACAAAUACUGAGAUUUUGGCAUUCAGCCAGUUUUGUGUUAUAAACUAGUUUCCUCAAAGGAAACAAAUGGGUAAUUUCUAAAAAGAAGAGGUCAGCUUCUAAAAAUCGGAGAAAGUUUUCAUGCUAUUGUUGCUGUCAUUGGCCCCACUCAUCAUGGGUUAUAUUCAGUAGAUAGACGUAAAGCACUGAAUGUCACUUUGACAAUAAAAUAUUCAAGGGGCCAAAAACCCAGGGAUGUUUAAAGGCAGCUGAUAGGCAGUUUGACUGCAUCUGAAUGAUUUUCUGUUGACAACCUUUGAAAUGAAUGAGAUAAAAUUAAAUGCAAGUUCAUCAACCAUGACAUUUAGGAGAAUGACACCAUGCAAAAGAAAACAAAAAAGAUAUGUUUCCUCUACAUAAUAAUGGUUCCCGUAUAUAAACAGUCUUGAGGCUAAGAGUGUUGCAUUACUGACAUAUGUUUUACAAACUAACAUGAUUUAAUGCCCAGGUUUUACUUUUAAAGAUCAAAAUGUUUACAUUUACUUAAAUUAAAACCCAUGCCAUUUCUGCCAAAUUCAUCUAUCACUUAAUUAUAACUGAUUGCUUUCCAAACCUUGUACAAGGUCAAAUCCUUUCAUAUGGUGUUAUAAUAUGUAAAUUGUGUUUGACUAAUUCAGCCUGGUUACAUAUCAAAUUUUUAUUAUAGGCUCACAUGGAGGAUUUUUCAAAAAUGUUGCAUUCCUGUUAAAUUAUUGUUCAUACACAACUCAAUCUAUCAUUGAAUCAAAAAUGAAUUAGCAGCUAUUUGGGCACCAAGCACAGGUGCUCACCUGUAGAAAUCAUUUGAGUAAAUAGACACAUAUGCAUACACACACACACACACACACACACACACACACACACACACACACACACACACACACACACACACACGCAAAGCCAUUAAGCUGUAGCAGCAUUAUAUGCACCAUCCUGUGCGUUGUUGAAACCGCAAUCACUGAAUUGUGUUGGGGCUCUCUAGAAGCCCUGGGUGACUGCCUGUCCUCUAAAGGAUCCUAGGAUUAAAUGAUUUCCUCAUUACGAUCUCUGUUCCUCCACACUGAAUCGCCUCCACCUGUCUCCUUUCAUACAUCAUCAGCUCAAAUUUACACCACAGUCUUCGCCUCCACCCCGCAUGCACCACUGUUCUCUAUCUGCGCAUUCACUAUUUACAACAUCCUGCCAUUUAUAUUCAUGGCUUUCUACAGUUUACAUUUUAUUUUUGACUUGAAUAGAAAGUUGAAUUUAAGCUACGGCUGCACAUGUUGCCCGCUCGAAAUCAGUCAGCGGGGUACAUCGUAAAGAAAUGUACAGCACAAUAAUAUGAACCAUUUUUUAAAUACGGAUGUGUAGUUUAUCACCUACUUGUCAGAUACUUAGCAAACCUCUCUUUGCGUAAAUGACAGGAAGUGGCCAUAACUUGAAAGAAUAUCAGGAGGAAAUGUGUUGUAGUCAAGAAAGCAUGUCGAAUUUAAGUGCUACCAAUGGCUUUCGGAGACAGGCGUAAGCAGACAACACGGACGUGCCUCAAAUUAAUAUUCAGCCUUUAUCUUCUGAUGUAGUUCAAACUCCUGCUAUACAGCGGACAAAAACAAUCCAUGAACAAAUUAUCAUAACCAGUAUCAUUUAAAGUCAUUAAGGGGAAUCAAAACAAAGUCGUAAAAGAUGACUGUUGUAAAGUGUGCUUCAUUUUUGAGGGAAAGUUUUAACGCACAGGUUUGAGAAAUUACGAAGCCAUUUCUUUACUGAUUUAUUUAGAUGGACUAGAAAAUUAUUGGCAGUGGAAGUAAAACAAAUAAUUGGAAUAAAAAAAAAACUAUGACACUGUCUUUAAAUAAUGUUUACAGUGUUGAAGUAUAAGGAUACUGAGCUCUUCUGUAUAUGUGUUUUAAAUGAGACAAAUGUUUUGUCCUCUGUUUUUUUUACAAUAUUGAAUAUCAUAGCAGGGUUUUCUCCUCUUUCCCUUUGUUUUUUUCCCUCCCCUCCUUUUUUGGUGCAGGUAUUUCCGUAAAUUUCUAUGGAUAUAUGCGCGUGUAUGUUUUGUUCAUUGUUAAAUUCUCAAUGUAUUUGUAAUUUCAGUGGCAUUUUAUGAAAUGAUGCAAAAAAUCUUUAUAUUUUGCAGUCCAUUAUGAAAUUGUGAGUCUAUUCAAAUGUUUUGUCACUAUAUCUGUUCAUAAUUUUGGUAAUUCCAUCCACAGGAGGAUGUAAAAAAAUGGAAAUAAAAAUGAAAACAAACAAGAAGAUAA